GCAUACACACACACACACACACACACACACACACACACACACACACACACUUCUCUCCGGUUACCGGGGCCGUGUCAGAUGUGUUUCUAUUUUCUCCAUCUUUCCCUCCGACCCGGAACUACAGAGACAGACACGGAGACAUUACAGAGACAGACACAUCCAACUCCGCCUCGCGCUCUCCGGUCUGCACCGAUCCGGUCUGAACCACCGACCAGCGGCCGCUCUGCGGGCCGGACCGAGCCGGAGCACAACCACAUCAUGUCCCUGCAGCUCCCCCCGUGCGUGAUAGACUGCGGGACCGGGUACACAAAGAUCGGCUAUGCUGGAAACACUGAGCCCCAGUUCAUCAUGCCCUCCUGUAUCGCCAUCAAGGAGUCGGCCAGCGUGGGAGAGCAGGCUCAGAGGAGACUCGUGCGAGGAGUAGACGACCUGGACUUCUACAUUGGAGACGAAGCCGUUGACAAACCCAACUAUGCAACCAAGUGGCCCAUCCGUCAUGGGAUGGUGGAGGACUGGGAUCUGAUGGAGAAGUUUAUGGAGCAGGUCAUCUUCAAAUACCUUCGAGCUGAACCUGAAGACCACAGCUUCCUCAUGACGGAGCCUCCUCUCAACACUCCAGAGAACAGAGAGUACCUGGCAGAGAUCAUGUUCGAAACUUUCAACAUACCUGGACUCUACAUCGCAGUGCAGGCGGUCUUGGCAUUGGCGGCGUCCUGGACGUCUCGGCAGGUCGGACAGAGAACUCUGACCGGCAUAGUCAUUGACAGCGGAGACGGAGUCACACACGCCAUCCCUGUGGCUGAGGGCUACGUGAUUGGCAGCUGUAUAAAGCACAUCCCCAUCGCAGGGCGGGACAUCACCUUCUUCAUCCAGCAGCUGCUCAGAGACAGAGAGGUGGGGAUUCCUCCAGAGCAGUCGCUGGAGACCGCCAAGGCUGUCAAGGAGCGGUACUGUUACAUCUGUCCAGACAUUGUGAAGGAGUUCACAAAGUACGACACUGACCCGGGGAAGUGGAUCAAACAGUACCGCGGAAUCAAUGCUGUCAGUAAGACCGCCUUCCAUAUCGACGUGGGCUACGAGCGCUUCCUGGGCCCCGAGAUCUUCUUCCACCCCGAGUUUGCUAACCCAGACUUCAUGCAACCCAUCUCUGAUGUCGUUGAUGAGGUCAUUCAGAGCUGUCCAAUUGAUGUGAGGAGACCGCUCUACAAGAACAUUGUGCUCUCUGGAGGAUCCACCAUGUUCAGAGACUUUGGGCGGCGGCUGCAGAGAGACCUGAAGAGAGUCGUGGACGCCCGACUGAAACUCAGUGAAGAACUCAGUGGAGGACGGAUAAAGCCGAAGCCGAUGGAGGUUCAAGUCGUCACUCAUCACAUGCAGCGCUACGCCGUCUGGUUCGGAGGCUCCAUGUUGGCGUCCACGCCGGAGUUUUUCCAGGUGUGUCACUCGAAGAAGGACUACGAUGAGAUCGGCCCCAGCAUCUGUCGACACAACCCCGUGUUCGGCAUCAUGUCCUGAUGGCAGCGGCAACUACAGACAGCUAGCCUUUUGGACGCAGGUUUAGUGGCGUGGAUGACGGAUUCAUCUUCACCUCAUCGAUACACAACGAAUCUGGUUCCAGUGAAGACGCCGUCCAAGCUUCUAUCAUCAGUUGAGGAGCGGGCUGUUAGUCUGCUGUGUACGAACCCCUGGAUGAAUGAUGAUGAGAGAAAGUUGUGUUUAACGUUACUUUAAUGCAGCAGAUCUGUCAAUCGAAGCCAAACACAGAAUCCUGUUUGAGUUCUGAUCCUCUCUUUCCUCUUUGUCUUGUUUCCUCUUCACGUCUUGUCCUCUUCACUGCGUCAGUCUUCUGUCUGAAGAGAUGUGUAGACCUGCUGUUGAGCAGUGUGUUAGCAUGUUAGCACGUCAGCUCUCGUCAUGAUUGGAUGAUCCAGCGCUCGGCUACAGAUCGUGUCUCCAGCUGAGAUUUCAGACAGUUACAAGCUGAAAUAAUUUGACUGAAAACCGUUAUUGUGGAAUUCAUAUUUAUUGUGACAUGUCGUCUCAAAACUAACAAAAACGAAUGAAUCAUUGCUGCUUUGUAUGUGAACGGGAACUUUAUUCAGUUUAACUCACAGAGGCGUAUCUACUGAUCGCAGUGUUCUGUCUGAUAUUCUGUAGUGGUAAAUGCCCGUCCGACAGAGUUCUGUUCAGCGCUGAUGUCUCGGCUCGUUCUCAUUACAAAACCGUCAAAUACCGCCGAUUUGUCAGUGAUUUCAGCAUCAGACAGCGACGCCAACUUUCACAGCUGUAUGAAACGCCACCGGGCAGCAUCUGUAAUGCGGCUGGAUAGAACCUUUUGGGUGUUAUGAAACACCACCGGUCGGUCAGACGGCACCUGUCGCAGCAGUAUGAUACGCUGCUGGACAACGUCAGGUUGAAACGCUGCCAGUGACAACGUAAUGUAAGGAGCUGCAAAGUCCCUGUAGGGCAGGUUGGAGGGGAGGUGGAUGGAUCCAACAAACCCUGGAGACCGCCACUCACUUCCUGUAUGAAGGUAGAUCCAAACCAAGAUUGUGUUGCCAGGCAACGGGUAUACAUACCCACCUUUUUUCUCGCCAUUUACAGUAAGCUCACCUGUCAGCCAAAAAGGACUUAGAAUACGUAGGAUAAUAUUCCCACUUCCUCCGCAGUAACCUGCCCGUCUAGCAGUACAGCCGCCUCAUCAACUACCACUUCACCACUGCCUAAACCUAACCAUGUGCUUGUCCCAGUGUUGGUCGCGGCGUCCCGGAACGUCAACAGGACACAGGAGGAUACGAGGGCGUAAUAUGUAGACGUGAAAGGCAAAGCGGUGAUAUGUGAUGACGUGCUGGAUGUCUCGAGGCGUUAAGAGACAGAGAAAAUGUUUCUGAGCUCAUCGGUCCAUAACUCGGUGUUGACCGAUAUUUCAACAACGUCUGUGAGUGUUUCUGUGUUUCGGAGGUGACCUGAUGUUUUCUCUAGCGCCACCAUCUGGACAAAAUCUGCUAUUGAACCUAAACUGGACUCAACAUGACUGUGACUCAGCACGAGGGGACAAGGUGUAGUUUCAUACUGAGGGACAUGAACUUUUGAUUUGAAUGAUAACAUGUUUGAGGUCUGGAGCUGCUGAUGUCUGUCAUCAGCAUGAACCGGACUGGAUUUAAAAACACGACCGUCUGUGAGCAUGAAUCACAUCAGAGGCGUGCAAACAAAACGACAAAGAUAUUUUCUGACAGGAGGAAACACACAGUGAGAGCUGCAGGGAGUUUUAUAGUCCGCUGAUAACGAGACAUUUAAUUUCAUCCUUCAACAAGUUUCUGUUUCUUUUUUGUUCAUAUUAGUGACGGCUGUGACCCUGAAUCACAAACUGUGAAGAAGUGUGUGUGUGUGUGUGUGUGUGUGUCUGUGUGUGUGUUUCAGUGAUAUAUGGCCUGUAUCAUUAACCUGUGCACUCAGAGAGUUUAUAUUUGUAAAGAGAUCAGAACACAGAGGAGAGCUAACAGGUCACAUAGAUGAUAAAGUUAAUAGACACUCAUAUAUAUACUGUACAUACUGUAUGCUGAGAGCACUGAGGCAUCAGACUGAUCCAGGAACAGGUCGAAACCACAAGUGGCACCAUCAGCUGAAGUGUGGUGCAUUCAGGUACAAUCAUGUAAAAGUAAUUGUCGUGUAGUAAUACAUUCAUUAAAUGUAUUUCUACAUGUUUGUAUGAGCAGGUGCAGCAUCUGAAUGUGCUGUACUCCAGUCCUCCAUGAAGAGCGUCGAAAAGACAAGAGGCAUCUGUGAUUUGCAUGAACACUGAAACAAUGAGGCAUUCACAUUAAGAAAUCAGUUAUCAGUUAUAGCUAUUAAUUAUCAAUCAAUUUAGUCACUCUAAAAUAACUAACCUUUAGCAAAGUAGGAAGGAAAAACCAAUGCAGUCAACACAGGAAAAUAAGUUGGAGAUGUUUGAUCGUAGUUACAGGAUGGUGUCUCUCAGGAUCUUGUGAUUAUGACAUGAGAACCAACUUUUUGGGUCGUGAACCGGUUUACUUUUGGUCAAAAUGCUCUGAACGGUGUAGAACAGAUCUAUGUUGGUGGAAAAGGGGGUACUACCCAACACGCUCUAAUCCCAACUCCUCAAGUAACACUCUGGUCCCCUCCUGCGUCAGUUUUGGAUGGUCAGGGACGCCGCGUCAGUUUCCGCUCGUUACAUGCACACAGUUUCCUUUAAAACUAGGUUACAACGUUGGUAAAACACCUCAGAUUUAUUUUCCUGAGGUUUAGGCAACAAGAGAACGUGGUCAGUUUAAAAAGAACAUUAUGGUUAAAAUUCUCACGAGAAGCAAACAGCGACUCCCAGGUGAAAAGUCUGGAGUUUGUUUGAUCCGUCCACCCUAUAUGGACGUUAUUGCUCUUUAUAUCACACAAGUUGCCGGUGGCAGUUUGUUACAUAGCCGCCCGGUGUGUAAGAAGGGUGCCAGCGUGUCUGAUGCGCCUGGUGCAAAUCAAAUCAUGCCUCUGUGCGUCGGUAUCUGACGCCGACAUCACACAUGAAGGGAAGGUAUUUGACAAGUUGGGAGUGAGAACAGGCCGGGUAUCAGUGUCACUUUACUAAUAAUGAAGUAGAAACUAGAUGGCAGCUAACACUCUGCGUGCCCCCUUCCUCUACCUGACCCGACUCCCACAACAACCUGCAACAUCAUCUCCACUUAUUUUUUUUGAGCUGAAUGUGAUGCACUUUCCUCCACAGCAGCAGCAGCAGCUAGCAGGGCCUGUGGUCGUGUUUCCUUUAAACUGUCGGCCGAAUUCUAAGCAAACUUUUGAAAUGCUGCGAAACAGAAAUGCGAAUUCGGUGCGUUUCCAUCAGCCAGCUAGGAGCCAAUAAAUUCAUCUUGCUGCAAAGUGUAGUUUGGUUCAAGGUUGGUGGUUCAGGCUGUAAUCUGCCAGGUAACAGAGAAGAAGAAGAAGAAGAAGAAGAAGAAGAAGGUUAUGAACCAGAAACAAAACAUGUCGCCAUCUAACCGAACACAGAGACGUCUUCAGGAACUUGUUUUAAUUCUGCUGUCACGUCAGCUGGUGUUGGACACGUUUCACUCAGUCCAGAGACGAGGACAAAUAAAUGCAAUAAUUCUAAUGCACGAGAAGAAUCAGCUGAUCAGUCACGUGACUAAAAUGUUCGCUCCGUCAGAACCUGCUCGUUUCCACGCAGCUUUGCUAAUGUGGUACUUCAAAAAAUGUAAAUACGGAAACACAGCUGGUGGCGGCUGCAUGUUGUUCACACCUUCAUCUUCAUUUUGUACCCACAUGAACAUUAACUCUGGAACACGUCCAUCGGCCCUGCAGGUCUGUCAUCAGCACUCACACAAUGCAUGACUGUGUUCACAGGUGUCCUUGUGGUUUGGACCUGGGCCUCUGGCUGAGGACAGCCCAGUGUAGAAAAGACACAGCAGAUGUUUAGUUUUUUGAAGACGUCCUCACAGCUGCAGUGAAAUCCUAUUUUUGUGGUGGAGCUGAACCUGAACACAGUUGGUGUAUGUUAAUGAUAUGUGGUUUGAUGCUGAGCUGCUGUUAAUAAACACUCAUCACCCUCAA
Epinephelus lanceolatus (giant grouper) is the source of this 5574-nucleotide messenger RNA. RefSeq names its product actin-related protein 3B-like. NCBI's taxonomy places the organism in Eukaryota, Metazoa, Chordata, Actinopteri, Perciformes, Serranidae. The record is from RefSeq and is a predicted model, not a curated record.